Messenger RNA from Chaetomium strumarium, 2820 nucleotides. RefSeq names its product formate--tetrahydrofolate ligase-domain-containing protein. The transcript has 4 exons. Gene Ontology annotation, molecular function: methenyltetrahydrofolate cyclohydrolase activity; formate-tetrahydrofolate ligase activity; methylenetetrahydrofolate dehydrogenase (NADP+) activity. Gene Ontology annotation, biological process: tetrahydrofolate interconversion. The record is from RefSeq and is a predicted model, not a curated record. Lineage: Eukaryota; Fungi; Ascomycota; Sordariomycetes; Sordariales; Chaetomiaceae. Gene Ontology annotation, cellular component: cytosol. The coding region runs from base 1 to 2820 and encodes 939 amino acids.
AUGGCCGCGACAAAGAUUGACGGAACGGCGAUUGCCCGGAAGGUGCGGGAGCGGUUGCAGGCCGAGAUCGCAGAGAAGAAGGGCAUCAAUCCGCGCUUCCAGCCGUGCCUCAAAAUCAUCCAAGUGGGUGAUCGAUCCGACUCCUCUACCUAUGUGCGCAUGAAGUUGAAGGCCGCGGAGGAGUGCGGUAUUGCCUGCGAACUGAUCAAGUUCGACGAUGCAGCCACCGAAGCCGAGCUGGUUGCCCGCGUCGUCGCCCUCAACAACGACCCGUCUGUGCACGGCAUCCUGGUGCAGCUGCCGCUCCCCAAGCAUGUCUCCGAGUACAACGUCACGUCGGCAGUGGCGAGUGAGAAGGAUGUCGACGGCUUUGGCACCUACAACAUCGGCGAGUUGGCCAAGCGUGGAGGGCGUCCCUUCUUUGUCCCCUGCACCCCCAAGGGUGUCAUGAUACUUCUUGAGGAGGCUGGCGUCGAGCUGGCAGGCAAGAACGCCGUGGUCCUUGGGAGAAGUGACAUCGUCGGCAGCCCUGUCAGCUAUCUUCUCAAGAAUGCUGAUGCCACCGUCACAAUCUGCCACUCCAAGACAAAGGACCUGGACAAGUACCUCAAGGACGCCGACGUGCUGGUCGUGGCCAUCGGAAAGCCGGGCUUCGUCAGGGGCGAGCAGCUCAAGCCGGGUGUCGUUGUCAUUGACGUCGGGACGAACUAUAUCCCCGAUGCCACCAAGAAGUCGGGCCAGCGUCUGGUGGGCGAUGUCGACUUCGAGUCGGCAUCCCAGGUCGCCUCGCACAUCACUCCCGUCCCUGGCGGGGUGGGGCCUAUGACCGUCGCUAUGCUCCUUCAGAACGUUGUCGACGCAGCAACGCAAUCCUUUGAGGCGGAAAAGCAGAGGCGCAUUGUUCCCCUGCAUCUCAAGCUCUCGGACCCUGUUCCCUCCGAUAUCGCCAUUUCCCGAGCACAGGCACCCAAACCUGUCACCCAGAUCGCCAAGGAGAUUGGCAUCUCCCCGUCAGAGUUGGAGCCAUAUGGCGCGUACAAGGCCAAGGUCGACCUCAGCCUCCUGAAGCGCCUCGGCCACCGGCGGGAUGGCCGAUAUGUCGUAGUCACGGGAAUCACGCCUACUCCUUUGGGGGAGGGCAAGUCCACGACUACCAUGGGUCUUGCCCAGGCUCUCGGGGCGCAUGUCGGUCGCGUCGCCUUCGCAAACGUGCGGCAGCCUAGCCAGGGCCCGACCUUUGGCAUCAAGGGUGGUGCAGCUGGCGGCGGUUACAGCCAGGUGAUUCCCAUGGACGAGUUCAACAUGCAUCUGACUGGUGAUAUCCAUGCCAUCACGGCCGCAAACAACCUCCUGGCUGCCGCCAUUGACACCCGCAUGUUCCACGAGAGCACGCAGAAGGAUGCCGCCCUGUACAGGCGUCUGGUGCCGGUCAAGAACGGCAAGAGAACGUUCGCGCCCGUCAUGCUGCGCCGGUUGAAGAAGCUGGGAAUCGACAAGACGGAUCCCGACUCGCUGACCGAAGACGAGAUUGGUCGCUUUGCUCGUCUUGACAUCGACCCGGAUACCAUCACUUGGCGGCGCGUCCUAGAUGUCAAUGACAGGCAUCUGCGCGGCAUCGUGGUUGGAAACGCGCCCACAGAGAAGGGCCACAGCCGCCAGACUGGCUUUGAUAUCUCUGUGGCUAGCGAGUGCAUGGCGAUUCUGGCGUUGAGCACCAGCUUGGCCGAUAUGCGGGAGCGUCUCGGCAGGAUGGUCGUUGCCAGCUCGAGGAGCGGCGAGCCCAUUACCUGCGAUGACCUUGGCGCCGGCGGCGCGCUCACUGCUCUCAUGCGGGACGCCAUCAAACCUAACCUAAUGCAGAGUCUGGAGGGCACGCCCGUCUUCGUGCACGCGGGCCCUUUCGCCAACAUCAGCAUCGGCAACAGCUCCAUCCUGGCCGACAAGAUGGCGUUGAAGCUUGCCGGCACGGAGCCAGAUGAGGACUAUGCUUCCAAGGCUGGCUUCGUGGUGACUGAAGCCGGAUUCGACUUCACCAUGGGCGGCGAGCGCUUCUUCAACAUCAAGUGCCGUACAUCGGGGCUUGUGCCCGACGUGGUGGUCGUCGUGGCCACCAUUCGCGCUCUCAAGGUCCACGGCGGUGGUCCUGCCAUCUCUCCAGGUGCUCCGCUUGACCCCGUGUACAGGGAGGAGAACGUUGAGGUGCUGCGGAAGGGAUGUGUCAACCUGGCGAAGCAUGUUGCCAACGCCAGGUCAUACGGCGUCCCGGUUGUGGUCGCCAUCAACAAGUUCUCGACCGACACCCAGGCCGAGAUCGAUGUUGUGCGUGAGGAAGCCAUCAAAGCCGGUGCCGAGGACGCAGUCUUGGCCAACCAUUGGGCUGAAGGUGGCAAGGGCGCCGUUGACCUUGCCAACGCCGUCAUUGCCGCGGCUGAGAAGCCCAAGGAUUUCAAGCUUCUCUACAGCCUCGAGGGCACUGUGCAGGAGCGCAUCGAGAAGAUCGCCCGCGAGAUGUACGGCGCUGCUGCUGUCGAGUUCAGCGAGCUCGCCCAGAACAAGGUGGACACGUACACGCGCCAGGGCUUCGGCAACCUGCCCAUCUGCAUUGCUAAGACGCAGUACUCGCUCAGUCAUGACCCGGACCUCAAGGGUGCCCCAACGGGUUUCACAGUGCCCAUACGCGAUGUCCGCAUGGCUGCUGGCGCUGGCUAUCUCUACGCUCUGGCUGCUGAUAUCCAGACUAUUCCCGGCCUGCCUACUGCCCCGGGUUACCUGAACGUCGAUGUCGACGGCGAGACGGGUGAGAUCGAUGGCUUAUUCUAA